CACGAAGAGAAGAAGAAGAAGAAGAAGGACUUCCGGAGGUCAAAGGUGACCGUCGUAUUUGAAAACAUGGAUCCCAACAAAGUGGACGAAGCAUCAGGAAAGAUGAGUGGUGAUGGAGACAUUUCAUCUGUCAUGGGAUUCUCUGGGUUUGGUAAGAAAGCCCGCACAUUUGACCUGGAUGCCAUUUUUGAACAGACCCGACGAACAGCUAUUGAGCGGAGUCAGCGUGUAUUAGAGGAGCGGCAGAAGGAGACUCCGAUGGAGGAGGAAGGAGAGAGCUCCAAGUCAGUCAAGUCAUCAGUUCAAUCUCAGAAAGACAAAGCCGCAGCUGCUACUUCCAGAAAAGAGCAGAGUGACAGCAGCAGUGACAGUGGCUCAGGCUCAGACUCAGAUUCCGACUCUGACUCUGCGCUUAUUGGGCCUCCAGUACCUUGUCAACGCACAGCAGAGGAGGAUGAUGAUGAGCUUGUUGGACCGCCUCUUCCACCAGGUUACACAGGCAGCGCAGCUCACAGUGAUGAUGACGACGAUGACGAUCAGGAGGCACAAGAUGAUGAUGAUGAUGACAAUCCAGUGAAGAAGAUUCCAGACACACAUGAGAUCACUCUACAGCAUGGCACCAAGACAGUGUCGGCUCUUGGCUUAGACCCCUCUGGAGCCCGUCUGGUGACUGGUGGAUAUGACUAUGAUGUUCGUUUCUGGGAUUUUGCCGGGAUGGACCAGGCUCUGCAGGCCUUCAGGUCCCUGCAGCCCUGUGAGUGCCAUCAGAUCAAGUCCCUACAGUACAGCAUCACUGGUGAUGUCAUCCUGGUGGUUUCUGGUAACUCACAGGCCAAGGUGUUGGACCGCGAUGGUUUCAAUGUCAUGGAGUGUGUGAAGGGAGACCAGUACAUUGUGGAUAUGGCUAACACCAAGGGCCACACAGCUAUGCUGAAUUGUGGCUUCUGGCAUCCCAAGAUUAAGGAAGAGUUCAUGACCUGCUCCAAUGACGGCACUGUGCGCACAUGGGACUUGAACUCGGAGAAGAAGCACAAGUCUGUGUUCAAACCACGCUCCUUCCAGGGGAAGAAGGUCAUACCCACAUGCUGCACCUACAGCCGUGAUGGGAAGCUCAUUGCAGCAGGCUGCCAAGAUGGUACCAUCCAGAUCUGGGACAGAAACCUCAGUGUCCACACAAAGUUCCACUGUCGGCAAGCACACACUCCAGGAUCAGACACCUCCUGCCUCUCUUUUUCCUAUGAUGGCAUGACUCUCGCUUCACGAGGAGGUGACGACACCCUGAAGACGUGGGAUAUUCGCAACUUCAGGAAGCCUGUGAAUGUAGCUACUGGAUUAACCAACUACUUUUCCAUGACUGACUGCUGUUUUAGCCCAGAUGACAAGCUUCUUGUGACUGGGACGUCAGUGAAGAAAGAGGAGGGAAAUGGGAAGCUGGUUUUCUUUGACCGAGCUUCCUUUCAGAGAGUCUAUGAAAUAGAAGUUACCAAUGCAAGUGUUGUUCGCUGCCUGUGGCACCCAAAACUCAACCAGAUAAUGGUGGGAACUGGGAAUGGACUGGCCAAGGUCUACUAUGAUCCUGUCAAAAGCCACAGAGGUGCUAAGCUGUGCGUAGUGAAGAGCAAGCGGAAAGAGAAACAAGCAGAGACGCUAACACAAGAUUACAUCAUCACACCUCAUGCCUUACCCAUGUUCAGAGAGGCCCGACAGCGGAGCACACGAAAACAGCUGGAGAAGGACAGACUUGACCCCAAGAAGUCCCACAAACCUGAACCUCCUGUGUCUGGACCAGGUCGUGGAGGCAGAGUAGCAGCUCAUGGUGGCACUCUGUCUUCAUUCAUCGUGAAGAACAUUGCUUUAGAUAAAACAGAUGACAGUAACCCACGAGAAGCCAUCCUACGUCACGCCAAGGAUGCCUCAGAGAACCCUUACUGGGUUGCCCCAGCAUACAAACAGACUCAGCCAGAGCCUGUGUUUGCAGAGGAAUCAGAGGAGGAUGAAGAAGCUGACAAGGAACCAGAGUGGAAGAAACGUAAGAUCUGAGAGGCUCCAACGGCAGCUCAUUUUAUAUAGGGUAGUUGACAGGGUGAGCUUGUGGUUGGAUAUAUAGCACUGUAACCACAAGGUCUCAAGAUCAAUCCCAUGAUACUGAGUUACUGUCAAAACCUCUGUGUAGGAGCAUCAAUUAAAUUAGUAAAUUGUA
Molecule: messenger RNA, 2200 nt
Organism: Lates calcarifer (barramundi perch)
Lineage: Eukaryota; Metazoa; Chordata; Actinopteri; Centropomidae
Product: WD repeat-containing protein 70
Biological process (GO): regulation of DNA double-strand break processing
Cellular component (GO): nucleus; site of double-strand break
Molecular function (GO): protein binding
Source: RefSeq, a predicted model, not a curated record